This is a messenger RNA of Heterostelium album PN500, 1083 nucleotides long. RefSeq names its product aminoglycoside phosphotransferase family protein. NCBI's taxonomy places the organism in Eukaryota, Evosea, Eumycetozoa, Acytosteliales, Acytosteliaceae. Bases 1 to 1083 code for a protein of 360 amino acids. The record is from RefSeq and is a predicted model, not a curated record. The transcript has a single exon.
AUGACAAGUAAUAUAAUUCCAACUUUAACACCAAUUCAAAAGAAUAAAAUUCUAGAGAUAAUCAAAAAUGAAAUAAAACAAUGGUUAGAAUUCACAGAUGAUCGUUUCACCAUUAAAGAUUGUUCGAAAGGUUACGAUAACAAUGUUUAUAUUGUAAAUACAGAUGCUAUAGAUAGCGAGAGGGUGGUAUUGAGAAUACCGAGAUUGUUAGAAGACGAAGACUGCCCACCGAUGCACACUCCAAGAAUGCAAGCCGCUAUUUUGAAGGUGUUGGGUGAUCAUGGUUUGCCUGUUGCCAAGUUGUUGGCAGUUGAAGAUUCCUACUUGCUUGAGACCUACAUUGAGCAAUGUGAUCUCAGUGAAUUCUACAGAUCGACUCUAGACAUACCAGAUACGGUCGGCCAGCAUAUCUUUAGUCAAGUAGGAACGGUUCUUCGUGGUAUUCAUCAGAUAGAAACGGGUGGACGUUAUGGCUAUCUUCAAACACUCGAUCUCCGUGGUGACAGAGAUCACUGGCAUCAGUUCUUCAGCGAUAUACCCUCACAGAUCGAAUCUUGUAAAGAAAACCAACUCUAUCGAUUGAAAUUGAUCGAUGACUAUACAAACAACGAAGAUCUAUCAAGAUAUCUACAACAAUAUUAUCAAAAUAGUAUAGAUCUAUUGAAAGAAUUGGAGGAACAGAACAAUUAUAUUAGACCAAGAUUGAUUCAUGCAGAUCUUUGUAGUAAUAACAUUAGAGUAAGAGGAAAGAAGAGCAACAACAAUAAUAAUAAUAAUAGUAAUGCAGAGUUAGAGUUAGAGUUGGUUGGUAUUAUAGAUUUUGCAGAUUGUUUGGCAGGUGAUGGAUUAUAUGAUAUCGGUAGAAUAUUAUCACAUUGUUAUUGCAAUUGGAAGUUCAUAGAGGCAAUCGGUAGUACCUACACAGAAAGCGGUAAAUUCUCUUCAUUACAGAUUAAACUCAUUCAUUUCUAUGCAUUCUCAUUUUGUAUAUGGUUAUUAGAUAGUUCGUUAGACGAUGAUAAUGAUAUCAUUAAAUAUAAUACAAUUUUAAAUAAUCUAUUAAAACUUAUUAAAUCAAACUAA